Molecule: messenger RNA, 4293 nt
Organism: Dipodomys ordii (Ord's kangaroo rat)
Lineage: Eukaryota; Metazoa; Chordata; Mammalia; Rodentia; Heteromyidae
Gene: Cacna1c
Product: calcium channel, voltage-dependent, L type, alpha 1C subunit
Exons: 34
Coding region: 103-4293 (1396 amino acids)
Biological process (GO): calcium ion import across plasma membrane
Cellular component (GO): voltage-gated calcium channel complex; membrane
Molecular function (GO): high voltage-gated calcium channel activity
Source: RefSeq, a predicted model, not a curated record
UUCGAUGUGAAGGCGCUCAGGGCUUUCCGCGUGCUGCGCCCCCUGCGGCUGGUCUCCGGAGUCCCCAGCCUCCAGGUGGUCCUCAACUCCAUCAUCAAGGCCAUGGUGCCCCUGCUCCACAUAGCCCUGCUCGUGCUCUUCGUCAUCAUCAUCUACGCCAUCAUCGGCCUGGAGCUGUUCAUGGGGAAGAUGCACAAGACCUGCUACAGCCAGGAGGGCGUUGCAGACGUCCCCGUGGAGGAGGACCCCUCUCCCUGCGCCCUGGAGACGGGCCACGGGCGGCAGUGUCAGAACGGAACGCUGUGCCGGCCCGGCUGGGAGGGGCCCAAGCACGGCAUCACCAACUUCGACAACUUCGCCUUCGCCAUGCUGACGGUGUUCCAGUGCAUCACCAUGGAGGGCUGGACCGACGUGCUCUACUGGGUCAAUGAUGCUGUAGGAAGGGACUGGCCCUGGAUCUAUUUUGUUACACUAAUCAUCAUAGGGUCAUUUUUUGUUCUUAAUUUGGUUCUCGGUGUUCUUAGCGGAGAGUUCUCCAAAGAGAGGGAGAAGGCCAAGGCCCGGGGAGAUUUCCAGAAGCUGCGAGAGAAACAGCAGCUGGAAGAAGACCUCAAGGGCUACCUGGACUGGAUCACGCAGGCGGAGGACAUCGACCCCGAGAACGAGGACGAGGGCCUGGACGAGGAGAAGCCCCGCAACAGAGGUGCCCCGGCCAGCUUUCGGGACCAGAAGAAGGGGAAGUUUGCUUGGUUUAGUCACUCCACAGAAACCCACGUGAGCAUGCCCACCAGCGAGACCGAGUCCGUCAACACGGAAAACGUGGCCGGAGGAGACAUGGAGGACGAGAACUGCGGGGCCAGGCUGGCCCGCUACUGGCGCCGCUGGAACCGGUUCUGCCGAAGGAAGUGCCGGGCGGCCGUCAAGUCCAACGUCUUCUACUGGCUGGUGAUCUUCCUGGUCUUCCUCAACACGCUCACCAUCGCCUCGGAGCACUACAACCAGCCGCACUGGCUCACGGAGGUGCAGGACACAGCCAACAAGGCGCUCCUGGCCAUGUUCACGGCAGAGAUGCUGCUGAAGAUGUACAGCCUGGGGCUGCAGGCCUACUUCGUGUCGCUCUUCAACCGCUUCGACUGCUUCAUCGUGUGUGGGGGCAUCCUGGAGACCAUCCUGGUGGAGACCAAGAUCAUGUCGCCCCUGGGCAUCUCCGUGCUGCGCUGCGUCCGCCUGCUCAGGAUCUUUAAGAUCACCAGAGGUUGGAACUCCCUGAGCAACCUGGUGGCGUCCCUGCUGAACUCCGUGCGCUCCAUCGCCUCGCUGCUGCUGCUGCUCUUCCUCUUCAUCAUCAUCUUCUCGCUGCUGGGCAUGCAGCUCUUCGGGGGCAAGUUCAACUUCGACGAGAUGCAGACGCGCAGGAGCACCUUCGACAACUUCCCCCAGUCCCUCCUCACCGUCUUCCAGAUCCUGACCGGGGAGGACUGGAAUUCGGUGAUGUAUGAUGGGAUCAUGGCUUAUGGCGGCCCCUCUUUUCCAGGGAUGUUAGUCUGUAUCUACUUCAUCAUCCUCUUCAUCUGUGGGAAUUAUAUCCUACUGAACGUGUUCUUGGCCAUUGCGGUGGAUAACCUGGCCGAUGCGGAAAGCCUGACCUCUGCCCAGAAGGAGGAGGAGGAGGAGAAAGAGAGGAAGAAGCUAGCCAGGACGGCCAGCCCCGAGAAGAAACAGGAGGCGGCGGAGAAGCCGGUGGUGGAGGAGAUGAAGGAGGAGAAGAUCGAGCUGCGGUCCAUCACGGCUGACGGCGAGUCCCCGCCCACCACCAAGAUCACCGUGGACGAGCUCCAGCCCAAUGAAAAUGAGGAUAAGAGCUCCUACCCCAACCCAGACACCACAGGGCUGCUUGUCUUUCCAGAAGAGGAGGAGGAAGAGCCGGAGAUGCCGGUGGGGCCCCGCCCCCGGCCCCUCUCCGAGCUGCACCUGAAGGAGAAGGCCGUGCCCAUGCCGGAAGCCAGCGCCUUCUUCAUCUUCAGCCCCAACAACAGGUUCCGGCUCCAGUGCCACCGCGUGGUGAACGACACCAUCUUCACCAACCUGAUCCUCUUCUUUAUCCUGCUCAGCAGCAUCUCCCUGGCCGCCGAAGACCCCGUGCAGCACACCUCCUUCAGGAACCACAUGACCGCGUACGGGGCCUUCCUGCACAAGGGCUCUUUCUGCCGGAACUACUUCAACAUCCUGGACCUGCUGGUGGUUAGUGUGUCCCUCAUCUCCUUUGGCAUACAGUCGAGUGCCAUCAACGUGGUGAAGAUCCUGAGAGUCCUGCGUGUCCUCAGGCCCCUGAGGGCCAUCAACAGGGCCAAAGGACUCAAGCACGUGGUCCAGUGCGUGUUCGUGGCCAUCAGGACCAUCGGCAACAUCGUGAUUGUCACCACGCUGCUGCAGUUCAUGUUCGCCUGCAUCGGGGUCCAGCUCUUCAAGGGAAAGCUCUACACCUGCUCCGACAGCUCCAAGCAGACCGAGGCCGAGUGCAAGGGAAACUACAUCACCUACAAAGACGGGGAGGUGGACCACCCCAUCAUCCAGCCCCGCAGCUGGGAAAACAGCAAGUUCGACUUUGACAACGUCCUCACCGCCAUGAUGGCCCUCUUCACCGUCUCCACCUUCGAGGGGUGGCCAGAGCUGCUGUACCGCUCCAUCGACUCCCACACGGAGGACAAGGGCCCCAUCUACAACUACCGUGUGGAGAUCUCCAUCUUCUUCAUCAUCUACAUCAUCAUCAUCGCCUUCUUCAUGAUGAACAUCUUCGUGGGUUUUGUUAUCGUCACCUUCCAGGAGCAAGGCGAGCAAGAGUAUAAGAACUGCGAGCUGGACAAGAACGUCCUCAUCCUGCUCAACACCAUCUGCCUGGCCAUGCAGCACUACGGCCAGAGCUGCCUGUUCAAAUCCGCCAUGAACAUCCUCAACAUGCUGUUCACCGGCCUCUUCACCGUGGAGAUGAUCCUGAAGCUCAUCGCCUUCAAACCCAAGGGUUACUUUAGUGAUCCCUGGAAUGUCUUUGACUUCCUCAUCGUGAUUGGGAGCAUAAUUGAUGUCAUUCUCAGUGAGAUUAACCGCCUGGUCUCCAUGAACAUGCCCUUGAACAGCGACGGCACUGUCAUGUUCAACGCCACCCUGUUUGCCCUGGUCCGAACAGCCCUGAGGAUCAAGACCGAAGGGAACCUAGAACAAGCUAAUGAGGAGCUGCGGGCCAUCAUCAAAAAGAUCUGGAAGCGGACCAGCAUGAAGCUGCUGGACCAGGUGGUGCCCCCUGCCGGCGAUGACGAGGUGACCGUUGGCAAGUUCUACGCCACCUUCCUGAUCCAGGAGUACUUCCGGAAGUUCAAGAAGCGCAAGGAGCAGGGCCUAGUGGGCAAGCCCUCGCAGCGGAACGCGCUGUCGCUGCAGGCCGGCUUGAGGACCCUCCACGACAUCGGGCCCGAGAUCCGACGGGCCAUCUCCGGAGACCUGACGGCCGAGGAGGAGCUGGACAAGGCCGUGAAGGAGGCCGUGUCCGCCGCGUCCGAGGAUGACAUCUUCAGGAGGGCCGGCGGCCUGUUUGGCAAUCACGUCACCGCCUACUACCCAAGCGACAGCCGCAGCCCCUUCCCGCAGACCUUCACCGCGCAGCGCCCGCUGCACAUCAGCAAGACCGCCGGCGCCCCGGGGGACACCGAGUCCCCGUCCCACGAAAAGCUGGUGGACUCCACGUUCACCCCCAGCAGCUACUCCUCCGCAGGCUCCAACGCCAACAUCAACAACGCCAACAACACGGCGCUGGGCCUCCUCCCGCGCCCGGGCGGCCACCCCGGCGCCCUGAGCACGGUGGAGAGCCACGGCGGCGACCCCCUGGCGCCCGCCAGCCCCGGGCAGGACGCGGCCUGGACGCUCCGCUCCGGGAGGAGUCGCUCUGGAGACAGCCAGCUGGCCGUGGCCGGCCAGGAGGAGGCCGCCCAGGACGCGGCCUACGACCGCCUGCGGACGCGUGAUGCGGAGUACGGCAGCGAGCCCAGCCUGCUGGCCACCGAGAUCCUGCCCUCCCAGGACGACGAAAACCGACAACUCACACCCCCAGAGGAGGAGAAGAGGGACUUCCGGCAAUCCCCAAAGAGAGGCUUCCUCCGCUCGGCCUCCCUGGGUAAGGAGCGCUUGUUCCCUGGUCCCUGUGGACCCGGAUGGGAAGUGGCCAACCGGGCCGACCCGACGGGGCUCCGGAGGAAGCCCAAUUCGGCCUAUUUCUGGGAUCGCAUGCUGCCGCUCCCGUGA